UGAUUCUAUCUGCACUUUGCAUUUUGCAUCAGGUACAUGGAGCCACUCACCAAAGGUGAGUAUCCAAAAAGCAUGCAAUCCAUGGUGGGAAAACGGCUACCAAAGUUCUCCGAAAAAGAAUCAGAGCAACUUAAGGGGUCCUUCGAUUUUCUAGGCCUAAACUAUUAUUCAUCCUUUUAUGCUGCUAAUGCACCUCACCUACGGGGGGCUGAACCAGCCCAACAAACUGAUGCUCUUGUUAAUGUUACAAAUCAGCAUGAUGGAAAGCUCCUUGGUCCAAUGGCUGCUUCCAGCUGGUUGUGCAUUUAUCCACGAGGGUUUCGAGAACUAUUGCUUUUCAUAAAGAAACAGUACAACAACCCUGUAAUUUACAUUACUGAAAAUGGUUAUGAUGAGUUCAACGAUCCAACUCUAUCACUUGAAGAAUCCCUUAUAGAUACUUACAGGAUUGAUUACUUUUAUCGUCAUCUUUAUUAUCUUCAAACCGCAAUCAAAAGGGAUGGUGUGAAUGUAAAGGGAUAUUUUGCAUGGUCAUUGUUGGAUAACAUGGAAUGGGACUCUGGCUACACGGUGCGAUUCGGACUCGUCUUUGUGGAUUUUAAAAAUGACUUGAAAAGAUAUCCAAAACUCUCGGCGCAUUGGUUCAAGAAAUUCCUCAAAAAAUCUUAGGACUUGUAUAUUUUCAGCACAAGGAAAAGUUAUGUGUUUUAAUGAACUUCAGAUUAGAAGAAAAUGAUAUGAAAUUCACUCUUACAUAGAGUUUUUUUUAAAUAAAAGAGUUGUUAAUAAAAGAAUUCAGAUUUAGUAAAGCACUUUUUAUUUAUCCUCUUUUAACUUUUGUAUUUAUAAUUUAAAUUCUUUUUAUGAUAUUUUGUAACUGCAUAGUGCAUAUCUGAGUUAAGUUAUA
Lathyrus oleraceus (garden pea) is the source of this 907-nucleotide messenger RNA. RefSeq names its product beta-glucosidase 13. Gene Ontology annotation, biological process: carbohydrate metabolic process. Gene Ontology annotation, molecular function: beta-glucosidase activity. The transcript is spliced from 5 exons. The record is from RefSeq and is a predicted model, not a curated record. The coding region runs from base 37 to 669 and encodes 210 amino acids. NCBI's taxonomy places the organism in Eukaryota, Viridiplantae, Streptophyta, Magnoliopsida, Fabales, Fabaceae.